AUGUCGAUUUCAAGCUCACACUCGCCCAUCACUGGCGAGCCGGUACCCGACUACUACAUCCAUGCCUCUGAUGCUUUCUUCCGAGACACAAAGGGUCGUGCUCUCUUGCUCCGUGGUGUCAACCUCUCGGGUCAGAACAAGUCUCCAAUCGGUCAACCCUCACAAAAGCUCGAAGGCUUCUGGCAAUCAGCAGAGUCUGGUGGAGAAAGCUUUGUCGGACAGCCUCUUAAUCUCGAAGAUGGUUCGGCUGAUGUCCACCUCGCUCGUCUUCGGUCAUGGGGCUUCAAUUGCUUUCGCUACGUCUUUACAUGGGAGGCCAUCGAGCACAACGGCCCUGGUCAAUACGAUACCGAAUUUCUAGACUACACCGUCAACGUUCUGCGCAAAAUCAAGCAGUAUGGCUUUCGGGUCUUCAUGGACCCUCAUCAGGAUCUCUUCUCUCGCUUCACGGGAGGCUCUGGCGCUCCCUACUGGACCCUGAUCGCAUGUGGCAUGAACCCUCGCAACUUUACGACAACACAAGCUGCCUUCAUUCAGGCCGAAUGGCCAAACGCAGCGAACCCAGAUCCAGCCGACUUUCCCGAUAUGCUCUGGGCAACCAAUUACACUCGCCUAGCAGCUGCUACUCUCUCUGCGCUCUUCUUCGCUGGCAAGCACUUUGCACCACGUUGCAUCAUUGACGGUCAAAACAUUCAGGACUGGCUGCAAUCACAUUAUAUCAAUGCUUGCAAACAGCUCGUCAACAAGAUAGUCGAUGCGGGCGAUCUCGUAGAAGAAUGUGUCAUUGGCUGGGACAGUGUCAAUGAGCCCAACCACACCUACAUCAGCCUCGACAGUAUCUCUUCUAUCCCAAAGUCCUGGCAGCUCAAGAAGGGCCCCGUCCCCACUCCAAUCCAAAGCUUCCGUCUUGGCGCUGGGCAAGCUCAGACAGUAGAGAACUGGACCUUCGGUGCUAUGGGACCCAAACGCAGCGGCUCGGUCACUGUCGACCCAAAGGGCACCUCAGCGUGGCUCACGGAAGACGAGGAGCGUGUUCAAGGCGGUUCAAGGUGGGGCUGGAAACGUGAUGACGCCUGGCCCCUCGGUCAAUGUCUUUGGGCUGCCCACGGCGUAUGGGACGAGGCUUCAGGGGAAGUACUCAACGACGCCUACUUCCGUUUCUUCGAAGGUCCAGCCGGAACCAAGCCUGCCGAAUUCGCCGAGGACUACUGGUUACCACACUACCGCAAGUACGCCGAUAUGAUCAGGUCCAUUCACAAAGAGGCUAUCAUGUUCAUCCAGCCUCCAGUCUUUGAGCCACCACCCAAGUCUCUUAACAAGGACGAUCUCAAACAACGCGCAUGUCUCUCUGGCCACUUCUACGAUGGUCUUACCCUCAUUACCAAGCAUUGGAACUGGUUCAACGCAGAUGCUGUGGGCCUUUUGCGGGGCAAAUACCCAGGUGUUCUCUUUGCCAUACGUAUGGGAAGCAAAGCCAUUCGACAGUGUAUGAGAGAUCAGCUCGGGUAUCUGCGAGAGGAUUGCCUCGACGGCCUCGGCCAGUAUCCUAGUUUGAUCGGCGAAAUUGGCAUUCCAUACGACCUCGACAAGAAGAAGUCGUACUAUGGCGACAGCAAGGGCAGAGGAAUCGGCGACUAUGCCUCGCAAACUCUGGCGCUGGAUGCAUCCCUCAACGGUUGCGACGGCAAGAAUCUACUCAGUUACACCGUUUGGACCUACUGUCCUGACAAUAGUCACGAAUGGGGCGAUGACUGGAAUGGCGAAGAUCUCAGCAUUUGGAGUCGCGACGAUGUCAAAGGUGCCGAGCAGGAGGAUUCAUCUGAUUCCCCCUCUGUGGCCAGUCCAAGUUGUUCAUCUGCGUCCAGCAUUCGUUCCAAGUCCAAGAGCAGUCUCACUGGCCUGUCUUCUGGCUGCAACUCCAAGUCCAGCAUCAACCUUCCCGAACUCGUACCUGGCAACGGCGAUUACAAUGCCCCAAAUCUUCUCAACGGUUCUCGUGGCGCUGCCGCUUUUUGUCGGCCUUUCCCUGUUGCCACAGUAGGUACUCCUGCCAGCAUUGAGUUUGACAUCAAGUCAUCCGAAUUCUCCUAUGCUCUCGAUAUCACAGGCGCUGAGCUAGAUCGCGCUCAAGCCGGUUUGCCGACCGAGAUCUACCUUCCUUUUCUACACUACGGCGCUGAUGGUGUGGCUGCAGCUGCCAGUGGGGAUCUACGCGAUCGACGGAAGAAGAAUGGCCCUGCAUCAGCACGUUGGGCCCGUCAAGAGGAGAGAAAGCUCCGCUUCGCCUCUUCGCUCGCCUCUUCGCAAACCAGCAUUGGCAGUAGCGAAUCGUCGAGCAUUGCCGAGUCAUCAUGCUCCUCUGCAUCGACCAUCCUUGCUGAUUCCACUGAGCUUUGCAGAGCUGCUUCAACAAGGUCUGCAGCCGUGCGCGAGGCUGCGAGCGAACAGCUGCUUGCUGUCGAUGUCCAAGUCUCAGCUGGUCGCUGGGAGGUGGAAGGUCAGUAUUUGAGGUGGUACAUCAACAAAGCUGAGGCCAUCGCAGAAGAUGCUGAUAACCCUCCCAAUCGCCUCUUCCGACACUCGAUCAAGGUCAGAAGAAGCGGUGGGUCCGUUAAGCUCGAAAUGUCAGGUAGUGCCUGGCAUAUCUUGACCUCCUGUGGCAUUCUUUAG
Ustilago hordei is the source of this 2670-nucleotide messenger RNA. RefSeq lists its product as uncharacterized. Gene Ontology annotation, molecular function: steryl-beta-glucosidase activity. The coding region runs from base 1 to 2670 and encodes 889 amino acids. The record is from RefSeq and is a predicted model, not a curated record. Gene Ontology annotation, biological process: ergosteryl 3-beta-D-glucoside catabolic process. NCBI's taxonomy places the organism in Eukaryota, Fungi, Basidiomycota, Ustilaginomycetes, Ustilaginales, Ustilaginaceae. The transcript has a single exon.